GCUCAAUUCAGCUCAGACCAGCCCAGCUCAGCCGGGAGGAGGUGGCAGCGGCUGCGGCAGCAAGCGCUGCCCCGUGUCACCCGCUGCCGGCACACCCCGGCUGCGUUCCGGACCGCCGGCCGGAAUCUCAGACAGCGAGGGAAGGCGCCCGCCCCGCACUGCGCCGCUCUCCGCCCGGAAUCGCCCGGGACACCCGCCGGGACACCGACACCGACACCGGCCGCCGCCGCCGCGCCAUGGCGCUCGCAAGGCAAGUGCUUUGUGUUUGUGCUUUCCUGGGGCUGCCGCUCGCUCGCGCCGAGCCCAUCCGCUACUCCGUAGCCGAGGAGGCGGAAAGCGGCUCCCUGGUGGGCGAGCUGGCGGAGGACGCGGGGCUGACGCCGGCGCAGCUCUCGGCUCGCCGCGCCCGCCUGGUCUCGGAGGACGGCCGGCAGCAUUUGCGCUUCGAGCGCGCCUCCGGCCGCCUCGUCGUGGCGGGGAGGCUGGACCGGGAGGAGCUGUGCGCCCAGUCCGACACCUGCAUGCUCCCCUUCGAGCUGCUGCUCUCCAGCCCCCUGCAGUUCUUGCAGGUCGAGGUGACUGUGAAGGAUAUCAAUGAUCACUCGCCUGUCUUCCCUGAGGAACGAGUCACUUUUGACAUCCUGGAAACCAGCGAGCCAGGCUCUCGUUUCCCACUGGAGGUUGCUCGGGACCUCGAUAUUGGCAGCAACACAAUCCAGGAGUACAGCAUGGCUCCAAAGAAUGACUUUUUUAAGCUCUCCUAUGGAGGUCGGAUUACAGGCAAGAAAUAUCUGGAACUGGUCUUGGAAAAGCCACUAGACAGAGAGGAGCAGGCAGAGAUGGAGUUCAGUCUCAUUGCAGUAGAUGGGGGCUCUCCUCCCAGAACUGGGACCACUCAAGUGAAAAUUCUCAUUCUAGAUGUAAAUGACAAUGCUCCGAUAUUCACUCAGGAGGAGUACAUUGGACAGGUUCUAGAGAACAUGCCAGAAGGCUCUGUGGUACUGACUGUGCUGGCAACUGAUCCAGAUGCAGGAGUUAAUGGGGACAUCACCUAUCAAUUCAGCCAGGCAGUGGGACAGGGUGACUCAGCAUUUGUGAUUGAUCCCAUAACUGGUGAAAUUAAACUCACAAAACCCCUGGACUUUGAGACAGCACACACUCACGAGCUCAGUGUGAGGGCCAGAGAUGGUGGGGGCCUUUCAGCAAUUUGCAAAGUGUUGGUGGAGGUGGUGGAUGUGAAUGACAAUGCCCCAGAGCUGGUGGUCAGUUCCUUCAACAGUCCCCUCCCCGAGAACACAGUGCCCGGCACGGUGGUUGCCCUGUUUACAGUCAGGGACCGGGAUUCUGGUGCCAACGGGAAGAUCUCCUGUGCCCUGCAGGAUCAGCUCUUCUUCUCCCUGCGGCCAGCCUAUAAGAAUUACUAUGAGCUGGUGACAGUGAGUGCGCUGGACCGCGAGGAGACGCCUCAGUACAUCCUCAGUGUGACGGCAGCAGAUGCGGGCUCGCCUCCUCUCACCACCACGCAGACCUUCACCGUGGACAUCUCUGACGUCAAUGACAAUGCCCCCGUCUUCAACCAGACCUCCUACACCAUGUACGUGCGUGAGAACAACGUCCCCACGGUGUUUGUUGGAGCCGUGAGCGCUGCAGAUGCUGACGUGGGGCUGAAUGCCAAGGUGACCUAUUCCCUGGCAGCAGAGCAAGGGCCAGAGCGGCCCUGGUGCUCCUGCAUCUCGGUCAACUCUGAGAAUGGACACGUGUUUGUGCUGCGGCCCCUGGACUACGAGCACUUGAGGCAGACCGAGGUGACGGUCAGUGCCUCUGACGCGGGCUCUCCUCCGCUCAGAGCCAACGUCACCGUCCGCCUUGUGGUGCUGGACGAGAACGACAACGCACCGCUCGUGCUCUACCCGGCCCAGGAGAGCAGCCCGGCCUCCAGUGAGCUGGUGCCCGUGUCGGCUGAGGCGGGCUACCUCAUCAGCAAAGUGGUGGCCGUCGAUGCCGACUCGGGACAGAACUCCUGGCUCUCCUACCACCUGCUCAGGGCCACCGACCCAGGCCUGUUUUCCGUGGGCCUCCAGAGCGGCGAGGUGCGUCUCAGGAGGCCCGUGACAGAGAGAGACAGCGUCAAGCAGAAGCUCCUUGUGCUGGUCAGAGACAACGGCAAGCCCCCGCUGUCAGCCACGGCAGCUCUCAGCGCUCUCCUGCUCAAGGACUUCUCCGACGUGCGCCUCCCGCACAGCAGCCCGGCCUCCGAGGAUCAGGCCGCCUCCCUGACCACCUAUUUAAUCAUUGCCUUGGUCUUUGUCUCCCUCCUCUUCCUCAUCUCCACCGCAGUGCUGGUGGCUCGCAAGGUGUGCAGGAGGAAGGAGCUGAAGGCUGGCCAUGUGCUCUAUGCUGCCGACACCUUGCAGAGCGGCCCGGCCGAUGCAGCCGCUGCAGGGACCCUGCCCCGCGCCUAUUGCUACGAGAUCAGCCUCACCACGGGCUCGGGCAACAGCGAGUUCAGAUUCCUCAAGCCCAUCCUGCCCAACCUGCCCCCACAGCACUGCGCCGUGGGCCAGGGCUCCGAGGAGGAACAGGAUUUCUCUGGUGUCCCUGUCAGCACAGAUGACAUGUCCCCAGACAAUGCUGGCACUCUCUCUGCAGGACAGUUCAAUGCUCUUUCCUUCAACUAG
Messenger RNA from Camarhynchus parvulus, 2678 nucleotides. RefSeq names its product protocadherin beta-15-like. Gene Ontology annotation, cellular component: plasma membrane. Gene Ontology annotation, biological process: homophilic cell-cell adhesion. Gene Ontology annotation, molecular function: calcium ion binding. The transcript has a single exon. Bases 237 to 2678 code for a protein of 813 amino acids. Lineage: Eukaryota; Metazoa; Chordata; Aves; Passeriformes; Thraupidae. The record is from RefSeq and is a predicted model, not a curated record.